This is a messenger RNA of Aspergillus alliaceus, 1361 nucleotides long. RefSeq lists its product as uncharacterized. The transcript has a single exon. Lineage: Eukaryota; Fungi; Ascomycota; Eurotiomycetes; Eurotiales; Aspergillaceae. Gene Ontology annotation, molecular function: FAD binding. The coding region runs from base 1 to 1293 and encodes 430 amino acids. The record is from RefSeq and is a predicted model, not a curated record.
AUGGCCCAACUGAAAGUCCUCGUCUGCGGCGCUGGCAUCGCCGGUAACGCCCUCGCAUUCUGGCUCUCAAAGCUCGGCCAUGAAACCACCGUCAUCGAACGUUUUCCAGGUCUUCGCGUCACAGGACUACAGGUAGACCUUCGAGGACCUGGGAUCCAGGCUAUGCGAAGAAUGGGCCUCGAGGAAGCCUUUCGCGCUCGUUCAGUCCCCGAACAAGGUCUGCAGCUUGUCGAUAGGAAGGGCAGAAGCUGGGGAUACAUCCCGGCCAACCGGUCUGGGAAAGGAUUGCAGAGCUUUACUACCGAUUUUGAAAUCAUGAGAGGCGAUUUGUGUCAGCUUCUAUACGACCAUUGUAAGGACCGGGUCAGGUAUCGGUUCGGGAUGUACGUAAGGGAUAUUUCGCAGACAGAGGAAUACGCGGAAGUACACCUCUCUGAUGGGAGCAGGGAGAGGUUCGAUCUUGUUGUAGGGGCGGAUGGUGCCGGGUCUCAUAUGCGGAAGAUGAUCCUCGGCCCCGAUGUGGCAGACCCCGUUCACCCUCUGGGUGCAUAUGCGGGUUAUUUUACGAUUCGGGAGCCUGUCACGGACGGUGAGGGAUACAACGCCACCAUCUUUAUGGCUCCAGGGAGCAAAGGCAUUAUGACUCGUCGAGGUCACCCCGACAAGUACCAGGCGUAUAUGUUUUGCAAUCCAAAUACCUCGCAGCGGCUUAGGAGUGCCAGCAAGGGCGAUAUUGAUGACGAAAAGCAAGGGCUGGCGGAGGCGUUCAGUGGCACCGGGUGGAAGACGAACGAAAUUCUCAAGGGGUUGGCCAAUGCUGACGACUUCUAUUGCGAGCGGAUGGCCGUUGUUACGAUGGACCAUUGGUCCUGUGGCCGUAUCGCUCUACUAGGGGAUGCCGCCUACUGUCCGACUGCCAUGACAGGCAUGGGCACCACCUGUGCUAUGGCUGGCGCCUACGUUCUGGCUGGUGAGAUUUUGAGACACUGUGGCAUGAGUGUCAAAGGAGAUGACCUAAACGCCGCGGGCUCCAAGGACAGCAUCACGACUGCGUUGGCUACGUACGAGGGAAAGCUCAGACCGUUCAUCAAUACAGUCCAAAGAGGACUCACGGACAGUGAGGACUACAUGAGUAAAUUUCCAUCGUCACCCAUAGCAGUUCAAAUGAUGUAUAUCUUAUUCUGGGUUACUUCUCUUCUAAGGCUCGACUUGCUCGCCAAAUAUAUUUUGCGCGAAGACACCAAGGGUUGGAUGCUUCCGGUGUACAAAGACAUGGAUUUUGUUUCCGGUUGAGAAUGGAUAAGAAUGCAGUUUUUCGCCAGUGUCCUCCCCCAUUGUGUUCUUAUUCCAGGUUAGAUUCC